AUGUUCUUCAAAACUUCCACCAUUGCUGCCGUUGCAGCUCUUCUCCGUGCUGGCGAAGCCCUCCCCCCUGCUCGGAAUGACAGCGUAAACGGCGUCCCGGCCAUUGGAAAGCGCUGGCUCGACUGCAACAGACCUGUGCAGGGCCUGUCCCUGGACGACUGCCAGCACAUGUCCAAGAUUGGCUUCGGCUCGAUGGGCAAGAACAGCGACCACGACAACGGCGCCAUCUGGGUCGGCGGCGACGGGCCCACGACCUUUACCUUUACCAACCGGGCCGACGAGGGCGUGACCGUCGUCAUGUGGCUGCAGACGGACUACAAGUCGAGCUUCGUCAACGUGCGCCAGCCGUACGUGACGUAUUCGCUGCCGAGCCCGGGCGACGCCGUCACCGUGUCCGCGGCGCAGGGCAUCUCGGGCGCCUUUGCCGCCCUCCACCGCGACACGACGCUCAGGGACGGCCACAUCUUCAACACCUGGGGCGAGUGGUCCACCGGGCCCUACGCCACCGUCGACGUCUCCCGCCUGCCCAACAUGGACGGCGACCGCAUCGAGAUUGAGACCCCCGGCGGCUGCCGCGCCAACAUGGACCGCUGCGUCUUCACCUGCAAGAGAGCUAGCCGCUGCGGCGCCUCGGGCGAGUACAGCCUGCAGAGUUGUGAGGCGCACUCGCAGGCUGGAAACCCGCACAUCGGCCAUGACCAUCAGUUCGUUAUCCCCGUAGGCGCGAGUGAGAGAACUCGGAACAGUGAAGCUGACAAUUUGUCUAGGGGCAACCCAACCGGCGGCUGCGGCGGCUUCGAGAAUGGCGGCCACGUGACUGUUGGCUUGUUCUAA
Cordyceps militaris CM01 is the source of this 834-nucleotide messenger RNA. RefSeq lists its product as uncharacterized. The record is from RefSeq and is a predicted model, not a curated record. Lineage: Eukaryota; Fungi; Ascomycota; Sordariomycetes; Hypocreales; Cordycipitaceae. Bases 1 to 834 code for a protein of 277 amino acids. The transcript has 2 exons.